Haliotis rubra (blacklip abalone) is the source of this 768-nucleotide messenger RNA. RefSeq names its product scavenger receptor class F member 2-like. The transcript has a single exon. The coding region runs from base 1 to 768 and encodes 255 amino acids. NCBI's taxonomy places the organism in Eukaryota, Metazoa, Mollusca, Gastropoda, Lepetellida, Haliotidae. The record is from RefSeq and is a predicted model, not a curated record.
AUGGUGAUGGUUGUACAGAACCGUGUCAGAAUCCCCAGUAUUACAGUCAAGACUGUAGAACACCUUGUCCCUCCAUCUGUACAGGUGGAUGUAAUAGGAUCACAGGGGAGUGUGGCAGCUGUGAGCCGGGGUACACAGGGGACAAGUGUGAUGUUCCCUGUCCCCCCCAACUGUAGAGGUGGAUGUGAUAAACACACAGGAGACUGUGACAGCUGUGAACCAGGAUACAGAGGGAAGCACUGUAACAUUACCUGUCCACCCAACUGUAGAGACUGUGACAGGGAAACAGGCGAGUGUAUACACUGUGUUGAAGGGUACAGAGGGGGCCACUGUGACAGCUGUGAACCAGGUUAUACAGGGGAGUACUGUAACUUUACCUGUCCCCCCAACUGUAGAGACUGUGACAGGGAAACAGGAGAGUGUAUACACUGUGUUGAAGGGUACUGCAAGGGUGGAUGUGACGAACAGGGAGACAACUGUAACAGCACAUCCUGUAAAACAACAUGCCGAGGAAACUGUAUAAUUAAUGACUUCACAAAAAUCCAGUGCAGUGGACCUUGCAUCAACAAUAACUACUAUGGAAAGAUAUGCACCAUUCCAUGUCCUGAUAACUGUGCCAAAUGUGAGAAAGACUCUGCGAGAUGCCUCAACUGUGCACCAGGUGUGAGAGGGGAACUGUGUAACGAGUCGUGCCCAUCUAACUGUAAACUGUGCGCUAUGACAACAUAUGCAUGGGCCUCUGUCACGACAGUAACUACCACGGAGUGA